This is a messenger RNA of Pseudophryne corroboree (corroboree frog), 2081 nucleotides long. RefSeq names its product integral membrane protein 2A (gene ITM2A). The transcript has 6 exons. Lineage: Eukaryota; Metazoa; Chordata; Amphibia; Anura; Myobatrachidae. Bases 38 to 784 code for a protein of 248 amino acids. Gene Ontology annotation, biological process: negative regulation of amyloid precursor protein biosynthetic process. Gene Ontology annotation, cellular component: plasma membrane; extracellular exosome; Golgi apparatus. The record is from RefSeq and is a predicted model, not a curated record. Gene Ontology annotation, molecular function: amyloid-beta binding.
CGUCACCCGGCAGCGGAUAGACACAGCAUUGGCCGCCAUGGUGAACAUCGCAUUCAGCUCCCCGUUCUCCGGCAAGGCCCCGGCCAAGGACGCGCAGUGCCUGGUGCCUGACACGGAUCCUGAGGCUGCUACCCGCGGGACAGACAGUACCUCCACUGGCCGCUGCCUGCUCACCCUCUUGGGUCUGGCGUUCAUUUUGGCCGGGCUGAUCGUCGGGGGCGCCUGCAUCUACAAGUUCUUUAUGCCCAGGCACAAGUUGUUUGAAGGCCAGUUGUCCUACAUAGAGCACAGCGACCAGAACGAGGAGCCGUACUACCUUCCAAUAUCCGAAGAAGCCGAUAUCCGCGAAGACGACAACUUGGCUUUGAUCAAUGUUCCCGUGCCGUCCUUCUCAGUAGGCGACUCCGCUGCCAUCGUACACGACUUCGAUAGACUCCUGACUGCUUACCUGGACCUCGAGUUGCAGAAAUGCUACGUGAUCGCCCUGAACACCUCAGUGGUUCUCCCUCCCAAGAACCUGAUCGAUCUCUUCAAGAGACUCGCAGCUGGUACCUACCUGCCCCAGACCUACCUGGUCCGUGAGGAGCUGGUGGUGACAGAAAGAAUCACGGAUGUAUCCGACCUGGGAAUCUUUAUCUAUCAGAACUGUGUUGGACGGGAGACGUACAGACUGCAGAGGAGAGAUCAGAUCAUUGGGUUCCAGAAGAGGUCGGCCGAGACGUGCCGCGAAAUCUUUCACUUUGAAAACUUCUUUGCGACGCAUACUAAGAUCUGCGAGCAGUGAGCGAAAGGCGCUGUCCUCGCGUAGUCACUAAGAGGUUGCUGACUCCUCGUAUAACGUGCAGUGAUAAUCAGAGCAUUUUUUGAUGUGUGCUUUCUGCUUUUAGCUUCUGUAAGGACCUGCUGCGACAGGAACCUCAGGAAUAACUCACGUAGACACUUACUGGCCGUAACGCACUGUUCUGUAUGAAAUGUCACUUUGGUUUAGAUGAUGGUGGAUGCAAUAAAAGUUGUAUUCUUUGCACAAUCCUUCUCCAAUAAGAUGCAUAUAUCCCUCCUGCUACUAGGUGGACGCAUGUUCUGUGCUACUACUGUAUUACCUUCAUAUAUGUAUAUGUGCAGCUCUCCCAUAUAUACAUACGUAUCAUUAGAUGUAUGACAGGAGACUUUGUACAGUGACCAUAAGUAUUGUGUUGGGGUUGUGGUGUAAUAUAUUGGUUAUAGACUGCGUAUACUGGCUACUUCUUACUCUCCCAUUUAGCGUUGCACCCAUGUACUCAGUUGUAUUGCAGGGGUGCAGUAGCUUGGCCUGGCCUUCAGUCGGCGCUGUUGUUAUGUAUGUAUUCCAUCGCUCUGAAAUGGCUGUACCCCAAUAGACGUGUGGGGGGGGGGGGUUGUGUUUCCUCUCCGUAUUUAUCCGAUAGUCCUUCAGUAAGCGGCCUAACAACUCUUCAGCAAACGUAGCGCCCAUUUUCUCCUGUUACAUAACAUCCAAGUGCCAAUUGUUAUCACUACACUCCAGGACAUCGCAAUUUGUUUCUAGAAUAACAAUCCAUAUUUCCAAGACUCCGCUCCUUUUGUAGAAGUGCUGCAUUUCAGCCAUAAGCAGCGAGAACAUUAUGUGCUGUUCAGAGACCUGCGCUGGGGCGAUCUUCAGCGAGUCUUCAGUACACCCCCCUCUCAUUCUCAGCCUCCGCUGUUACAAGGCGCUGACUAUUUGUAUCUGGAACUCCGUUUUCCACUGAAGACUGUUUAUAAGUCACUCCUAGUUGCUGUAUUUCAUCCAUAUGGCAGCAGAGCACUACAUUGUUUUAUAGCCAGGAGAUGCCGUUAAUCCAGCUAACGCUACUCACAUACAAUGGCUGUGUUUCUCCCACGUAUGUUAAAUUGUGACUCUGCCGUCCUUUGUCUGUGGGGGGGUUGGUCAGGAAUAUCCCUGACGCGUGUCUUUAGAAGUUCCAUAUUCCGGUCUGUUUAUAGCUGUUCCUCUCUGUACGGAGGUGGUGAAGGGGAUAAAGAUGUGUCUAUUGGUGUGAUUUGGAAAAUUCCUUUUAACCUUUGAAAUAAAUAUGUUUCUCUAA